Molecule: messenger RNA, 1970 nt
Organism: Oncorhynchus keta (chum salmon)
Lineage: Eukaryota; Metazoa; Chordata; Actinopteri; Salmoniformes; Salmonidae
Product: leucine-rich repeat-containing protein 74A
Exons: 13
Coding region: 1-1944 (647 amino acids)
Molecular function (GO): calcium ion binding; protein binding
Source: RefSeq, a predicted model, not a curated record
AUGUCUGUCCUAUCGCUCGAGUCCCUCUGCCUAGCAGAUAAUGACAGUCCAUCCUCCGCAGAAGACCUAGACCUGGAGGAUAAGUGGGAUACAGACCUGGAGGUUGAUGAGGUGAAAAAGACCAGUAAAGACACAUCGACUGCUGAGGUAUACCUGCAGGCCUGCAAGCUGGUCGGGGUGGUUCCUGUCUCCUACUUCCUCCGGAACCUAGGCACCUCCACCAUGAACCUCAACCACCAUGGCCUGGGACCUCCAGGGGGCAAGGCACUAGCCAUCGCCCUGGUGACUGACAUGCACAUCACCAACCUGGAGUUGGCAGACAACUACCUGCUGGCUGAGGGAGCCAGAUACCUUCUAGAGAUGUUAAAGGCAAAUUUCACCAUUCAGCAUCUGGAUUUGUCCAACAAUCACCUACAGUCUGAAGGGGCUGAGUGCAUUACAAAAAUGUUGCUCGAUAACAUUUCCAUCAAAUCCAUCAAACUUUCAGGGAAUGGAUUCAUAGAGGACGAUGCUAAAAGUUUUGCAGAUGCCCUGGCAAGCAACUAUAGAGUGAAGGAGCUGGACUUGAGCCACAAUCAGUUCUGUGGGAGAGGUGGGGAGCAUCUGGGCCAGAUGUUAGCAAACAAUGAAGCUCUGGAGGUACUAGACUUGAGCUGGAACCAUCUGAGAAUGAAAGGAGCUGUGGCUUUCUGUGCCGGCCUCAAGGUGAAUGUGACCCUGAAACACCUGGACCUGUCCUGGAAUGGCUUUGGGAAUGAGGGGGCCUUGGCUUUAGGAGAGGCACUGAAAUUCAACAACACUCUGGUGUACCUGGACCUCAACAACAACCGCAUCACCAACGAGGGGGUGGGCAUGCUGUGCAAGGGGCUGGAGGCCAACGACACUCUCAGAGCACUGAUGCUGGCUUAUAACUCUCUGACAGUGGAGGGGGCGCUGGCUCUUGUUACUGUGGUCAAGAACACCCCCAAAACUGCUCUGGAGGAGAUCAACAUAUCCAAUGUGUUGGUGAAUGAGAACUUUGUGCAGCUGCUGGAUCUGACAUGCCAGGAACAUCCCUCUCUAGAGGUGCAGUAUGCAGGGGUCGGGGGCUUUAUUGCUAAGAAACCACCCAAACGCCUUGACCCAAUGAAAGUAAUCCAGGAUUAUCUGGAUGAACGGAAGCUGCGUCUUUGGGACUUCUUUCGGAAAAUCGAUAAAGAUGGGACAAUGCGAGUGCCUGUGGCAGACUUCAGGAAGGCUGUGCAGCAAUCCAACAUCCCCUUGGAUCGAUACCAGAUUGAGGAGUUGAUUCAGAGACUGGAUCGUGAAAGGACAGGGAUGGUAGACUACAGGGGCCUGGCUGACACCAGGAAGCAGAUGAUGAGGGACCACCGGCGGCAGCUGCGUAAGGUGGAGUCCCGUCAGAAGAAAGAGAAGCAGAAGAGCGAACGCAUCCUGAAGACCUUCCAGAGCGCCGUGGAGGCCAACACCCCCCGCAGCUCCAUGGUUAUGUCCCCAGGGGGCACCAAGGAGGACUCCAGUGGCCCCCAGCACUUCUCUGCCACCCCACUCAGCUCCUGGCAUCACAUUGUCAUGUCCAACAGCAGCCGCUACUCUGUCACAAACCUGAGCAGUGAGCACAUCCACCUCCCCAUGCUAGGGGGCAGCACCCACCAACGGCCCACCAGUUCCCCCACCAUGCGCUCCUACUCCCAGCCCAACCUGAUGGAUGACUCCCAACGAUACCCCCAAUCCAAACCCUCCUCGGCCCAGGGGAUGCUCUCUGACUCCAACCCUGAUGUUGACCACAAGCUGAGCACCACUGCCAACCACCUGACCAGGUCCAGUCCAGCACUGAACUCCAAGCAGCCAGACACUAAAACCAAAACCACCAAAGUGAAGAAAAAAAAGAAACGCGUGGAUAAAAGUCCACAUGAACAGAAUCAAACACAAUCAUCAAAGUGACUGCUGCUGCUGUGUCUUACUAUGCA